Molecule: messenger RNA, 306 nt
Organism: Rodentolepis nana
Lineage: Eukaryota; Metazoa; Platyhelminthes; Cestoda; Cyclophyllidea; Hymenolepididae
Source: the annotation of a GenBank genome assembly
AUGCGAGACGGUUUCUUCAGAGGUUACAACUUCCUUGUUCUCCUUGUUAUUUUACUUCAAUCCGUUGGUGGUCUUCUUGUUGCUGUGGUGAUCAAGUAUGCUGACAAUAUUCUCAAGGUCUUCUCAACAUCAAUCUCCAUCAUCUUAUCAUGCCUUGCUUCAUACUACCUCCUCAAUGACUUCGAACCCAACCGGUAUUUUGCAAUCGGUACACUGGCUGUUCUUGGCGCAACUGUUCUCUAUAGCUUAGGAGGCCGAAAGACACCUGAGCAAACCGAGAUACCCCUCACUACCACCAAAACCUGA